Messenger RNA from Spinacia oleracea (spinach), 1573 nucleotides. Its product is annotated as ethylene-responsive transcription factor ERF114. Bases 297 to 1244 code for a protein of 315 amino acids. Gene Ontology annotation, biological process: regulation of DNA-templated transcription; ethylene-activated signaling pathway. The transcript has 2 exons. Gene Ontology annotation, molecular function: DNA-binding transcription factor activity; DNA binding. Lineage: Eukaryota; Viridiplantae; Streptophyta; Magnoliopsida; Caryophyllales; Amaranthaceae. The record is from RefSeq and is a predicted model, not a curated record.
UCUAAAAGCCUUACUGUCUCACUGUCCCUUUUAUGACAAAAUUGGUGUCUAAAUCCAAUGUUCACACCCAAGUCAAUAUUUCUUCAAAACAAUUCUAUUAAAAAACCCUAAUCAGUUUUUUCCAUAGUUUCUUCAAUAAUUUCAAUCUCCUUACUUUAUUCUACUACAUAUAUAAUCCAAAUUUGUUUGAAAUCCAUCAUUUCUUACCUUCAAUUGAUCAAAUAUAUACCAAUUACUUCUACAAGAAGUUACAUAUUAUAUUAAAGGUGGAUCCAAAGCAAGGAAAGAGACCUCUAAUGGCAUCCGGCGGCGACGACAACGAAAGCGGAGGAUAUUAUCACAACCGCCACGGUGGUAGUCACGGUGGUGGUGUAGAUGAUGAUAGUCUUCUUAACUUCCCGGUGUACUCGGCUCGAUCUCAACAUGACAUGUCUGCCAUGGUUCAAGCCCUUUCUCAAGUGAUUGGGAGUACAAGUAAUAACAAUGAUACAUCCCCAUCUCAAGAUCUUAUCCCAGCUCAAAUAUUUCAUGCAAACCAACCACAAAAUCUGAAUUUUCAACCCCUUGAAGCUAACCAAGGUGAUGUGAGGAAGAGACACUAUAGAGGAGUAAGACAGAGGCCAUGGGGGAAAUGGGCAGCAGAGAUACGCGAUCCAAAGAAAGCAGCACGCGUAUGGCUUGGAACAUUCGACACUGCUGAAUCUGCAGCUCUUGCUUAUGAUGAAGCUGCCCUUAAAUUCAAAGGUAACAAAGCCAAGUUAAACUUCCCUGAAAGAGUUCAAGGCAAGUUAACCGACUCCGGCUUCUACAUGAUUCCGGCCUCCUCCUCCUCCGCCCUUCAACAACCACCACCACCACCACCGCAACAUCAAAUACCUAACAAUUAUCCUUAUCCACUUCAUUAUCAAACACCUAAUAAUAAUUAUAAUUACAAUAAUUAUAAUAAUUAUAUGAUGAUGACUUCUUCGGCUAUUCCUUUUAACAACAUCCAAAACCACCAAACUCAGCAUGGGGAUCAUCAUAGCAGCUUUCAUUAUAAUAAUUCUCAACAAUAUGAAGCAAUUACUCCGCCAAGCUAUAAUGUUUCCGAGUCGUCCUCGGCUUCUUACGGCGGCGAGGAUCAUAGCAGCAGCUUUGCUACUAUUAAGAUGGAAACCCUCAAUCCUGAUGAACUUCAACAACAACAUGAUCAACACUUGUUUUUUUCAACCUCAUCACUACGUGGAAGAGGAAAUAGUGAAUAGUACGUAACUACGUACGUGAUUAUUAUAUAUGCAUGUAAUGUUAUUUCUUUUACGUUUGCUUCAUUUCCUAAUUGCUUUGUAUGCUCAUACGUAGUAUGUACGUAACAAGUAUUACAACUUUUGUUUUCGGAAACCAUCAAUUGGCCGGAUCGAGGUCGAUCAUAUCAUAGAGAAUCCAAGUUGAUCGUCACUCCAUCCGAAAUCACUUGUCAUGUUAUUCCAAUGUCUCAUAGUCAGAGAAAUUAUAUGCAUGGUAUUAUAAUUAUAUGUACCCUAGCAUUUGUAAAAGUUCUAUCUUUUACCCAUGUUUACUUAACUCAUGUUAGGCA